Molecule: messenger RNA, 834 nt
Organism: Uranotaenia lowii
Lineage: Eukaryota; Metazoa; Arthropoda; Insecta; Diptera; Culicidae
Product: tRNA-uridine aminocarboxypropyltransferase 2-like
Exons: 4
Coding region: 130-834 (234 amino acids)
Source: RefSeq, a predicted model, not a curated record
AACUGCUUUGCGCACCGGUUUGUGGAUUUGCUUGUAACUUUAACUUGAAAUUUAAGAAUAAUCAUCUACUGAAAUAUAUGUUACAAGUGCCCUCCUAGUAGCUGUUAAAGAACCUGUGUGCAUAUAAAAAUGUCCGACACCCAGCACGAGGAUCAAGCGUGGAGUGACUUGGCCAACAUUCCAGCUGAUCCUCCUAAAAUGCGAGACCUCUGUGAGAAAUGCGAGCGUCCAGUUCCGGUGUGUUGGUGUUCGGCACUUCCGGCGGAACCGUUGGUUCCAAAAAGUCGAAUCAUAUUGCUGCAGCAUCCAGCCGAGGAGAAACGAUCGCUCCGGACAGCGCCAAUGCUUUCGGUUGGUCUCGCUCCUGGAAAAUGUUUGAUUUACAAAGGCAAAAAAUUCCCCAAAUUCGACUCGGAACUGGAAUCUAUCUUGGCGGACAAAAAAUCGCUGCUCCUGUACCCUAGUGCCAGCUCAAUCCCGAUUGAACAGGUCGACCUCAGGGAUGGCCCCUUCAACCUGAUCCUCAUCGACGGGACCUGGCCGCAAGCAAAGGCCAUUUAUGCUAGCUCUCCGGUUCUACAUUCGAUGCGUCAGGUCAAGCUGGUCAGCUGCGGCAACAGUAACUACAUCAUCCGAACUCAGCCGACGGAUGGGUGUCUGAGCACUCUGGAAACGGCUAUCGAGGCGUUGAGUGUUCUUGAGGGGGACGACAGCUUCCGGGAUCAGCUGUUGAGGCCUCUUCACGCGCUGUGCCAAUUUCAGCUUGAUAAGGGAGCUGUUACGCAUCAAUCUAAGGAAUUCCUCAUUAACGAUAAAAAGUCAUUGUUUGUGUAA